GAACACGCACACCUACGUGAGCGCUGACAGAUACAGGCGUAAACACUGUGAGUAUGACAGGCUCCUCCACCAGGCGGACAGGGAACCAGCAGACUGAUCUAAGUCCUGAAGAGAGAGGCCAAUGGGCAAACAAGAUUGAAUUUCUGCUGACUGUGGCCGGAGCUAUCAUUGGGCUUGGAAAUGUUUGGAGGUUCCCUUAUCUUUGCUAUAAAAAUGGAGGUGGGGCAUUUUUCAUUCCAUAUGUCCUGUACCUGCUCACUUGUGGUAUCCCACUUUUUGUGCUCGAGACGUCUUUGGGUCAGUACACCAGUCAGGGAGGCAUCACAUGUUGGAGAAAGAUCUGUCCUCUUUUUGAAGGAAUGGGUUAUGCCAGUCAAAUUAUUAUUGUCUAUGGCUCAAUUACCUACAUCAUCAUCAUAGUCUGGGCCUUCCUGUACCUUUUCUCAGCCUUCAGUGUGGAACUGCCCUGGGCCAGCUGCAGCAAUCUGUGGAACACAGAUGCUUGUAUAGUGCUUAGUGUGAAGAAUUCUAGCUCAGGGUGGACGUCUCCUCUCAACGCUUCUUCCUCUGUGAUGGAAUUCUGGCGUCACAGAGUUUUGCGACUAUCCAGUGGAAUACAGCAUUUGGGCACAGUAAGGUGGGACUUGGCUCUUAUUCUCUUACUUGUUUGGAUCUUGAUCUACUUCUGCAUCUGGAAGGGCGUGAAAUCUACUGGGAAGGCAGUCUAUUUCACAGCAACAUUCCCUUACGUUAUGCUCCUGAUACUUCUCUUACGAGGGGUCACUUUACCUGGUGCCAUCAACGGCAUCCACUACUACAUGUACCCAGAUCUGACACGGCUGGCUGACCCACAGGUAUGGAUGGAUGCUGGGACUCAAAUCUUUUACUCUUACGCCAUAUGUCUUGGAUACCUCAGCUCUCUUGGUAGCUACAAUCAAUAUAACAACAACUGUUAUAGGGACUCUUUCUACCUCUGCUUGCUGAAUAGUGGAACCAGUUUUUUAGGUGGGUUUGCCAUUUUCUCUGUUCUGGGACACAUGGCACAGGAGCAGGGGGUGGACAUAUCCCUUGUGGCAGAAUCUGGUCCAGGACUGGUGUUUAUAGUGUAUCCUCAGGCAGUGACAAUGUUGCCAUGGUCUCAGUUCUGGGCUGUGUGUUUCUUUAUUAUGAUCAUCCUCUUGGGCUUUGACAGUCAGUUUGUUGGACUGGAGAGCAUAAUGACGUCAGUGACAGACAUCUUUCCCACUGUUUUGAGACGUGGCUUUCGAAGAGAGCUGCUGCUUUUAGGGAUUUGCCUUGUCUGCUACCUGAUGGGCCUCUUUAUGAUCACAGAGGGUGGUCUGUACAUCAUUCAGUUGUUUGAUCAUUAUGUGUGUAGUGGAGCCACUCUUCUGUUCCUGGCUACUUGUCAGUCUGUAGCCAUUGGCUGGGUAUAUGGUGCUGACCGAUUCUACGAGAACAUAGAAGACAUGAUUGGCUACAAACCCUGGCCCAUGAUGAAGUAUUGCUGGCUCUAUGUCACCCCCUCUGUCUGUGUGGGCACCUUUAUCUUCUCUCUGGUCAAGUACAGUCCCCUGAAGUUUAAUAACACAUACAUGUAUCCGUGGUGGGCAUACGCUAUUGGAUGGUUCCUUGCUGUAUCCUCUCUUUCUCUCAUCCCCAUUAACAUGAUUUACAAACUCUACAAGGGAAACGGUACUUUCUGGGAGCGUCUCCAGUUGGCUUGCACUCCAGCUGAGGAUCUACCUCAGUCUCAGAGACCCUCGGCACAUCAGUAUACUCUGUCAUCCUCUACCGACAGAGAAAAGACCCCAGACAACCUUUAAUGUUCAACUGCCAUUACGUCAAUUGUACUUAUAUAUUAAAAAGCAGUUCAGUCAAUUAGUACCAAAAGGAAAAUCGUUUUUGAUUUCGAAAAAAAAAAAAAAAUAGGUGCAAUAUGAGGCAUAUGACAGUUAAAUGAUAGAUUUAAAAUGCUAAAGUAAGCAACAGCUGAUACAACUGCAUAUGUCCUUUCUUUUGCAUAAAGACAAUAGUGCCUUGUUUCAUAUAAAACAUUUAUUUAUGGACUGUAAUCUAUUAGUGCUGAUUGUGAGUCCACCUUUUUACAAAAUUCUUUAAAAAAACAAUGAUUAUUAGUUUCACAGCAAACACCGAAUCUUUCCUCUAAAGAUGCAGAUACCUUUACUAUGCAAACACAUACUGUACAUAAAUGUCUGCUGCUUUAAAGCAGAGCAGCCAUGACGAACAAAGCAGUCAUGCAUUUUGACAGUUGGGUAUUCUCAGGGGACAGCUUAUUAGAGAUUUUCUUUAUGAUUUUCUCAUGCAAGUUAACCUGCUAUUAGAUAAAUUGAGCCUUUAGGCAUUGAUUUUUUUUGAUCCAUGGUAAGAGAUUUAUAGAUAUCUCUUUCAGUGAUAUUCAGUGUUUCACAUACCUUGUGGGCAUUAUGUAAAAUGUGCUUAAUCAGCGCAAAGGUUUUUGGAAAAUGCAAGUCAUGGACAGGGUGAUAUAUGUAUUUUUACAGUUAUAUGUUUUUUAGUAUGUUGUCUUUAUAGUAAUUUUUUAACUCAUAUUGUAUCUUUUUUAGAUUCAUUUUACAAAUAAAAAAAAACAGUAUAUAUGUAAAAAAAAAAACCCAUAUCAGAUUAGUCUGUAAAUCAAUUAUUUAUACAGACGUGUACAAUGUACAACUUUUUCUUUCUGUCUGGUCAUUUUUCCCAGAUGAUAAAAAAGUAAUGCUUUCAAGUAAUUUAUGCUACUCAUGGACAACAAGCACCCAUUUUUAGGCUCCAACAACAGGAUUUUGUGGGUUAUAACCUCUAUGGCUUUGUUUACUUUUUUCCAUAGACACAGAUUAAGUUUAAUCCAGGAUAUCUGCAUUCUGAAAUGUGAGUUUUCCAUAAAAAUCCUUUUGAAGUCUAGGAUCAUAAAACAUCUGUCCAGAAAACCGGGAUUAUGGUGAUAUUGUUUCCAACUGAUGUUGUCCUGCCAAAAAAAAAUCACAGCUAAGCCAUGUUGUUUAUGCUAUUUCUGUUUAACCCUUUUUGCCUAAC
Molecule: messenger RNA, 3054 nt
Organism: Puntigrus tetrazona (Sumatra barb)
Lineage: Eukaryota; Metazoa; Chordata; Actinopteri; Cypriniformes; Cyprinidae
Gene: slc6a11a
Product: solute carrier family 6 member 11a
Exons: 14
Coding region: 54-1826 (590 amino acids)
Biological process (GO): sodium ion transmembrane transport
Cellular component (GO): membrane
Source: RefSeq, a predicted model, not a curated record